AUGAUCCACAGCCUGUUUCUUAUAAACUGUUCUGGUGAUAUAUUCUUGGAGAAGCACUGGAAAAGCGUUGUGAGCCAAUCUGUGUGUGAUUAUUUCUUCGAAGCUCAAGAGAAAGCAAUCGAUGUUGAGAAUGUGCCUCCUGUCAUCUCAACACCGCAUCACUACCUCAUCAGCAUCUAUCGGGAUAAAAUCUUCUUUGUGUCUGUCAUACAGACAGAAGUGCCACCACUCUUUGUAAUCGAAUUUCUGCACCGAGUAGCAGAUACUUUCCAGGAUUACUUCGGCGAAUGUUCUGAGACUGCAAUUAAAGACAAUGUAGUUAUUGUGUAUGAACUUCUAGAAGAAAUGUUAGACAAUGGCUUUCCACUGGCAACAGAAUCUAACAUAUUGAAGGAGCUGAUUAAGCCUCCCACAAUUCUGCGCUCCGUUGUCAACUCCAUCACAGGCAGUAGUAAUGUGGGUGACACACUUCCCACCGGCCAGUUGUCCAACAUUCCUUGGCGCAGAGCAGGGGUAAAAUACACAAACAACGAAGCCUAUUUUGAUGUCGUUGAAGAAAUUGAUGCGAUUAUAGACAAAUCAGGUUCCACAGUCUUUGCAGAAAUCCAAGGAACUGUGUAGAGCUCAGUUGCUAGCUCAAACCGCUCAGACUUGAUGAGAUUUCACUUACCACUUUGCCACUACUUACAGAACCCACGGCUGCUGGAUGACGUCAGCUUCCAUCCAUGUAUUCGGUUCAAACGCUGGGAGUCCGAGCGAGUCCUGUCAUUUAUUCCUCCCGAUGGGAAUUUCAGGUUGAUCUCCUACCGUGUCAGUUCACAGAACUUGGUGGCAAUUCCUGUGUACGUGAAACACAUGAUCAGUUUUAAGGAAAACAGUUCUUCAGGAAGAUUUGAUGUUACCAUUGGACCAAAACAGAAUAUGGGGAAAACAGUAGAAGGAGUUGUCAUGACAGUUCACAUGCCAAAGGCCGUACUUAACAUGAACCUCACUGCUACACAAGGCAGCUAUACGUUUGACCCAGUUACUAAAGUGUUAACGUGGGACGUUGGCAAAAUUACCCCUCAAAAGCUACCGAACCUGAAGGGCAUAGUGAACCUGCAGUCUGGAGCCCCCAAGCCUGAGGAGAAUCCAAGUUUAAACAUCCAGUUUAAGAUACAACAGCUUGCAAUUUCAGGACUGAAAGUGAAUCGCCUAGACAUGUAUGGAGAAAAAUACAAGCCUUUUAAAGGUGUCAAAUAUAUUACAAAAGCAGGAAAAUUCCAGGUCAGGACGUGAGAAGAUGCUCUACUUCCAAGAGUAAAUUCUCCUUAAAAAACUUGACUGCUUAGUGACUUAUGUUGCUAUUAAUUAGGUGCCAGUUAAUUAAUAGACACUGAUUAGUUUGGGAUCAAAGCAUUUGUGCACAGCAGCUCCUAAAAUGAAAGCGUAGCUUAGUUUUUCUUAAUAUGGCUUUCAAACAAGGUCCUUUUUUUCUAAUACACCUUCACUUUUUUUUACGGAAUUGUUGUGCUGGUGAAUAGUUUGAUAGAGGUGAUCCACAAAACGUCGCAAACACUACACUGCCGGUCAGAUACCAAAGCCCAGAGGCCAGGCACAUCACGAAGGCCAGACAGGCCACUGGCAAAGCCUUGUGGUGGCACGUUUUGCUGCCACAGCUGCCUUCAGAGAAAGCUCAGCUAUCCUCACUGCCAGCUGCAAGCUGGCAUUCCACAAAGCACCACGUAAUCCAUUCAGAAAGAGAGAGG
Opisthocomus hoazin is the source of this 1748-nucleotide messenger RNA. The record is from RefSeq and is a predicted model, not a curated record. Lineage: Eukaryota; Metazoa; Chordata; Aves; Opisthocomiformes; Opisthocomidae.